Messenger RNA from Carya illinoinensis, 607 nucleotides. RefSeq lists its product as uncharacterized. Lineage: Eukaryota; Viridiplantae; Streptophyta; Magnoliopsida; Fagales; Juglandaceae. Bases 132 to 413 code for a protein of 93 amino acids. The transcript has 2 exons. The record is from RefSeq and is a predicted model, not a curated record.
UAAAUAAUCAUACUGUCUCGGAGUGUGGGUCCGACUCAUCUACGGCAGAGAUGUAACCCUAACGGUCAAGCAAACUUGAGAGAAAUUGCUCUGCUCGAAUCAGAACCAGUGUAUUUCUCAUAGAAACACCAAUGGCGGAGCCAACAGCAUCGUCACCAAAAGAAAAAGAUGUAAAGGCACCGAAUAUGAUUGAGAGAGCUAAGGAAGAGAGUGAAGCAAUCAUUCACACUAAAAAAUCGCCACACCAUCACAAGGAAACACAUGGAAGGAGUGAUGACAUUGAUGAGAACACCCGGAUAGAUGAUGUCAAAGGCCCCAAUGUGUUUGAACGAGUGAAGGAAGAGAUCGAGGCCCUUGUUGAAGCAAUUCAUCCUAAGAAAGAAUCCAAAAAUGAUGAGCCAUCUCAGAAGUGAAAGGUGGGUCGAGCUUCUGUCACGAGAUGUUUGAAAAAUAUACUGUCGAUGUGAUUAGAAAGGAGAAGCUAUUAUCGAAUGGUGUAUAAUUUCUUUGGUUUCUAUGUCUGUGUGUAACUUAACCUGUCAUGGUCGAAUGUUAUCUGGUUAUUCUAUUGCUCACUUUGACUACUGAAAUCAUUUUGUUCCUUUUC